Molecule: messenger RNA, 574 nt
Organism: Moneuplotes crassus
Lineage: Eukaryota; Ciliophora; Spirotrichea; Euplotida; Euplotidae
Source: the annotation of a GenBank genome assembly
AAAAUUAUUCGUAGCCUCAAAUGGACGGACUUGUAAGGAUACCUAAGAGUAAUAGUUCGAAUAUAAGAUCUCAAUUGGAUGAGACACAGAGUGAUGAUCCUCAUGUGCCUCCAAAUUUCUUCGAUGACACAUAUUUAUUGCCUAGUUUCUAUAUGCCUGAGAACAAGGAGUUGCUUGUGCAUACUCAUAAUAGCAUCAGGAGAACCUUAUUCAGCUCUACUUUUAUGGAUAUCAAGUUUACUGAGUACAAGAGGCUGAAGGAAGAUGAUGACUUCUUUGAAUUCAAGGAUCUCCAAGAAGCAGAAGAGGGAUUCUUCAAUUACUAUAAUGAUCACUAUUUGCAGCCUGAAAGAAACUAUAGACUGCUUGACGUCCAGACUUGGACUUUUAAUAGAAAUGGGAUAAAUGAGUCUAAAUAUUUAGUCAAGUUUUAUCAUACUGACAAGGAUGAAUUCAGAUCCAAGAUUUACCCACAGAAUUGGAUUGACUACUUCAGGAUGAGAUGGCACCAAAGGAAGAUCUUGAAGUUAGUAUAACUCCUUGAUAAGUAUUCAAUAACUUAGCUCUUUCAAUA